This is a messenger RNA of Saccostrea cuccullata (small rock oyster), 2538 nucleotides long. RefSeq lists its product as uncharacterized. The coding region runs from base 114 to 2282 and encodes 722 amino acids. The record is from RefSeq and is a predicted model, not a curated record. The transcript has 2 exons. NCBI's taxonomy places the organism in Eukaryota, Metazoa, Mollusca, Bivalvia, Ostreida, Ostreidae.
UAUAUAUUCAUUUUGUUUAACUUUUAUCUAAUCAUUCCUUUUUUUUCAACUGACGUGAUCUUGGAUUAAUUACAAAUCUCACUGCAGUUUAAAUUAUUGAGACCUUAAUAAUUAUGAAGUGGAUAAACAGCAUUCUACUGACAUUUUUUAUGUCUUUCAUUGCAAGAAGUAAAGCUAGUUGCGAGAUCAGCAAUUCCUCUGUUUCGAAACACAGGACGGACUUUCAAGGAUUAGUUUCAGCAGGGAAUAAAUUAAUUUAUGUUUAUAUCAACUCAAGCUUCUUAAAAGAAAACAUAGUUGACGAAUUUCAUCGCAACCGAAUCCUGGAAUGGAUUUGGGUUACUCGGAACUACAAACAUUUUCUUGGUUAUCCGCUUGACUUGGAUGUACUCACUCUAAAUGUAAUGAGAAGAGACGUCGAUGUUUUGAGACUAAAUAUCGAUUUGGUCAAUGAAACGAACUGUGUCAACGUGUCUGAUCCUGGUUUUAUACGCAGCUAUCUGACAAACAUACUAGUAUUUAAUGAAUCUAUUAGUACAUGUAAAUCAUUUUUUGACUCUGACGUAAAACGUUGGAUUUGUCAUCGAUUCUUCGAAAAUCAAGAGUUCAAACGUACUCUGUUUGAUCUUUCGCACGUUUCUAUUGGAUACGACUUUCAGUGUUACUCCUCCAAACCCAAUGUUGUGACGCAAGAUGGGACGCAUGAGCUGAAGUCCAGGGUUGUGUACCUUAUUGUUGCCCUUGUCCUCCUCGCCUUUUUAUUCACCCCAACUUAUCUUUCUGUCGCAAUACCAGACGAGACCAAGUGUCUUUUCGAACAUUACCGGAAGUCGGACUACCCAUACAGCCCCCGUCGUUUGUUUCGAUACGUUCUUUUUUAUAAAAAUUGUUGCAAAUUUGACUGUCUCGUCCGAUUCACUCUGAUAACUUUUCUGUGUUGUGUACUGUUCUUCGUCUUAAAACGAAGUAUGUUGUUUGAUUUACCAACUCCGUUGUCCGAGUACCCAAGGGUUUAUGACACGACUAUUGAACAAAUGUCAAGGGAAAUGUAUGCUUUCAAAACUGUUUUGUUUACCAUAUGGUUUUUGAUAAUGAUGAUUGGUCUCUUCUAUCUCUCUAAAGACCAAGGGGAUACGUUCUUACUUCUUGAUGUUUUGGGUUGUUUGGACCGAGGAGAAUUUGCGUUGCCUAAUACAAAGACACGGUGUGGUCCUCUUAAAACGGUAUCCGUUCAUUCUGUCUUAGCAGUCUUGCAUGCAGAGGAAUGCAAAUCCAUUUGCAGGCAAACAAUUCACAAGUUCUAUUUACUUGUUUCUGUUAGGUUUUGGACAAUUAUUUUCCUUGAAGGUUUUCGAUUUGCACCAAACAGAAAUUUACGAUGGAUUUGUGUUUCUUUGGCAAUAAUACAAUUCCCUAUAAAUGUCUGCGUGACUUUUCUUCUAAUCUCGUGUCCUUUACUUAACUACACAUUUCAAAGCUUAUUGUGCUUAUUGCAAAAGUUUACAGAAAUAAAUAGCAAUAAUUUUUACAUUAAAACUUUACAAAAGAUUACCGGUUGUUUAUCAACAGUACUUUCUAUUGGUUACAUGUUUGCACUAUAUUAUUACUUCACAGACAAUGUCAUAAUCAUAGGCUUUACAUAUUUCUUCCAAGCCACAAUUUACCUUUUAUUGGUUGCGGCUCCUCAUCUGUAUGCGACAAAUUUUCGAAUCUUUUUGUUUUGGGGAUCGUCCAUUCUAUAUUUAUUGUUAUAUAUUAUUGAAAGUUUUGAUUUGUACAAAGUGCUUCUAAAUAAGAUUUUAAAAAUCAAUGGUACAUCCGAAAUUAAAAUCAGGAUUUUUGAGAAAAUAGCAGGGCGUUUCUUUCCAUUGCGAUUGGAACUAUUUGUUGUAAUUGGGAAAAUAUGCGUAACAUUCAUGAUUCUGUUCAUCAUUUAUGAUACUCUUAAAUUCGUUCAUUAUUUGGACGAGAAAAGUUCUUUUGAUCUGCAUCAGGUUUUCUCUCUCCUCUUUACUCUUACUCCAGGACUUCUUGAAAAGUACUUCAUUGAAAGCAACAAAGAUAAGGUCACAAGACUUGGUGAUGAAAUUCGUGAUUAUUUAAUGGAACUAAAUGAAAAUCCACCCGUCGCCGAGAACACUGUACCCUGCUGUUGUGACUGCUGUCGUGUGAUUGGCCAAAUUGUUAUGGAAAGGCGGGAAAUAUACACAUGUGACAUAUCCUGUUCGAGUUGUUUACUUGAAACUCGGAAAAACCAUAACAACUACGAUGAAAUGCAAUGAUUCCUUGAAUUAUACUUGACUACAAAGUAUUUUGAGAAAUAAUACUUCAGAAAAAUCCAAAGACUGUCGUGGAUUUAAUGAAAGCAGAUUGCAGUUGUCAAACACCACCAAUGAUAAUAUUUAUGUAAAAGAUACAGAUGUAUCUUUGAAGGAGUUAACAAGAUUGGCAAGACGAUUUCCUUAAGCGAAGAUAUCUUUGUUAAAUAACAUAGAUAUAGAUUUACUUUAGAAAGAGAGAUAAUAAAUUAAGUUUCAU